Eptesicus fuscus (big brown bat) is the source of this 897-nucleotide messenger RNA. RefSeq names its product transmembrane protein 178A (gene TMEM178A). Lineage: Eukaryota; Metazoa; Chordata; Mammalia; Chiroptera; Vespertilionidae. The transcript has 4 exons. The coding region runs from base 1 to 897 and encodes 298 amino acids. Gene Ontology annotation, cellular component: endoplasmic reticulum membrane. Gene Ontology annotation, biological process: regulation of cytosolic calcium ion concentration; negative regulation of osteoclast differentiation. The record is from RefSeq and is a predicted model, not a curated record.
AUGGAGCCGCGGGCGCUCGUCACGGCGCUCAGCCUCGGCCUCAGCCUCUGCUCCCUGGGGCUGCUCGUCACGGCCAUCUUCACCGACCACUGGUACGAGACGGACCCCCGGCGCCACAAAGAGAGCUGCGAGCGCAGCCGCGCCGGCGCCGACCCCCCGGACCAGAAGAACCGCCUGAUGCCGCUGUCGCACCUGCCGCUCCGGGACGCGCCCCCGCUGGGGCGCCGGCUGCUCCCGGGCCGCCCCGGGGCGCGCGCGGACCCCGAGUCCUGGCGCUCGCUGCUGGGGCUCGGCGGGCUGGACGCCGAGUGCGGCCGGCCGCUCUUCGCCACCUACUCCGGCCUCUGGAGGAAGUGCUACUUCCUGGGCAUCGACCGGGACAUCGACACCCUCGUCCUGAAAGGUAUUGCGCAGCGGUGCACAGCGAUCAAGUACCACUUUUCUCAGCCAAUCCGCUUACGAAACAUUCCUUUCAAUUUAACGAAGACAAUACAGCAAGAUGAAUGGCAUCUGCUUCAUUUGAGAAGAAUCACCGCCGGCUUCCUGGGCAUGGCCGUGGCUGUCCUGCUCUGUGGCUGCAUCGUGGCCACGGUGAGUUUCUUCUGGGAGGAGAGCCUGACCCAGCACGUGGCCGGCCUCCUGUUCCUCAUGACAGGGAUAUUUUGCACCAUUUCCCUCUGCACUUACGCUGCCAGCGUCUCCUAUGACUUGCACCGCCUCCCGAAGCUGAUUUACAGCCUGCCCGACGACGUGGAACACGGCUACAGCUGGUCCAUCUUCUGCGCCUGGUGCAGCUUAGGCUUCAUUGUGGCAGCUGGAGGGCUCUGCAUCGCUUACCCGUUUAUUAGCCGGACCAAGAUGGCCCAGCUCAAGUCCGGCAGGGACUCCACGGUAUGA